UGUAAAAUGUAGUCUGAGUUAUGAAGGAUCUUCACAGAGUAAAAUUCCCAGAGCUGUACAUCAGAACAUUUCUGAAUCAAAUCUUGCUUUCCAAGUGUUCCAAAGCAACAGACUUGAAUAUGAUGACAUCCUACCUUUUCCUGAGUCUCAAUCUGUAGAGUUUAAGCACAUUAAAAAAAACAUACAAAAAAAUGUAAAAAGCCUAAUUCCAGAGUACAUCCCUGCAUUUGCAAACAGUGGUGGAGGCUAUCUUUUUGUUGGGGUGAAGGAUCAAAGUAGGAAAGUCCGAGGAUGUGCAAAAGACAAGGUUGAUUGUGCAUCUUUGGAGACAGCCAUAGCAGAUGCAGUUUCAAAGCUGCCCAUCGUCCAUUUCUGCUCUUCUGAAACGCGGUUGUCUUAUAGGACCAAAGUCAUAGAUGUGUUUCGUGGGGAAGACUUGUACAGUUAUUGCUUUGCAAUUAAAGUGGAACCAUUCUGUUGUGUGGUGUUCUCAAAAGCUCCCAUUUCAUGGAUGGUGAAUGAUAGGAAAACCAUCUACAGACUGACGGCUGAGAAGUGGACAAACAUGAUGAUGUACUCUCCUGAUUCAUGGAUGGUGAAUUUUAGGAAAAACAUCUACAGCCCGACAACUGAGAAAUGGGUAGACAUGACGGACACUGAUCCAGAUCUUCUGUGUUUGUCCAAAGACUUUGAAUCUCAGCUGAACCUAUCUAGUGCACCUCCUCUCAGCAGACCUGUGUACUCCAAGAAAGGCCUGGAACAUAAAGAGGAUCUCCAGAGAAUCUUAUUUUCAGGUAGUAACUAUGGUUUGACUACUUGACACCAGUCAGUUUUUAUGUUAUGAUAAAGGGAGACAGGUUGUCAUGUUUGUGUUUUGAAAACUGCAAAUUCUUACGUCCAAAGUGAUUGUUUCAAGCUUAUAGGUGAUAGGUGAUUUACUCCCCCACCCCAGUGCUGGGGAUCAAACCCAGGGCCUUGCACAUACUAGGCAAGCAACCUAUACCUAGGUUACAUCCUCAGCCCUGGUGAGAGGUGGUUUGGAAGUGAACCCUCACUGACCUCAUAGACUAAGGCA
Molecule: messenger RNA, 1075 nt
Organism: Ictidomys tridecemlineatus (thirteen-lined ground squirrel)
Lineage: Eukaryota; Metazoa; Chordata; Mammalia; Rodentia; Sciuridae
Source: RefSeq, a predicted model, not a curated record